CAGUUCACUAUUCGUUCUUGAAGUUGAACGUCGAGCCACUGUAUAUAAUUGAUUAUAAAUAGUUCACUAUUUUGCAGUCCAGCACUGUAUCCCCGCGAUCCUUCCUCCAACAUGACCAACUUCAACAUCCGAAUCAUCUCGGACAACGUUUGUCCCUGGUGCUACAUAGGCAAAGCCCGUCUAGAUAAGGCUAUAGCCCUCUACAAGCGCACCUACCCCGCUGCCCAAGAUGACACCUUCACCGUAACAUGGUACCCCUACUACCUAGACCCGAACGCGCCGAAAACGGGCAUCCCACUCCUGGAGCGCCUGGCAUCCAAGUUCAGCGCCAGCCGGCUCGAACCCCUACAGGCGCAUCUCCGGCAGGUAGGCCAAGCCGAAGGGAUCAACUUCAAGUUCGACUGCCUCACCGGCAACACGCGCGACUCGCACCGCGUCGCCCAGCUCGCCAAGGCGAAAGGACUCGAGACCCAGAACCGCGUCGUCGCCGAGAUUAUGCGCUCCUACUUCGAGGGCUCCGGUGACAUCACGUCGUGGGAUCACCUCGUCGCCGCUGCCGAGCGGGGCGGCCUCGAUGGCGCUGAGGUGAGGGACUGGCUCGCGGAGGGGAAGGGGGGCGAGGAGGUCGACCAGGAGGUGCGCGAGGCUUUCGCGUUGGGGGUUUCCGGCGUGCCGCAUUUUGUCAUUCAGGGGCAGUACCGGGUCGGCGGCGCACAGGGACCCGAGACCUUCUUGGAGCAGUUUAUUGCCAUCAAGGAGAAGGAGGGUUGAGGGUCCAAACAUCGCCUUGGGGUCUUCUAUCGGUUCCUUCGUUCUUUUUCUCCGCCCUCGGCCUUGCGCUGUUGACCCUUAUGAUGGAAGACAUUGAUGUGUGUCUAUUGUAUUGUCUAAAGGGGGCUAAAAUAUCAUCUGAGACUCUUCGCAAAU
This is a messenger RNA of Sodiomyces alkalinus F11, 927 nucleotides long. RefSeq names its product DSBA-like thioredoxin domain-containing protein. The record is from RefSeq and is a predicted model, not a curated record. The coding region runs from base 112 to 771 and encodes 219 amino acids. Lineage: Eukaryota; Fungi; Ascomycota; Sordariomycetes; Glomerellales; Plectosphaerellaceae. Gene Ontology annotation, molecular function: oxidoreductase activity. The transcript has 2 exons.